AUGCCAAUUCGUCUGCCGUCUACUGCUCUACGGGCUGCCAGCCAGGUCGCUCGUGGCUCUCGCCCUGCCAGUGCCAUCGGAGGCAUCACCUUUGUUCGUGGCAAGGCUACACUUCCUGAUCUUUCCUACGACUAUGGCGCCCUUGAGCCCUACAUCAGCGGCAAGAUCAUGGAGCUACACCACAAGAACCACCACCAGACGUACGUCAACGGUCUGAAUAGCGCCCUCGAGACCAUCGAAAAUGCCAAGUCCAGCGGCAACGACGCUGCUGCCGCCGCUGCCGCACCUCUCCUCAACUUCCACGGUGGUGGCCAUGUCAACCACUCUCUCUUCUGGGAGAAUCUUGCGCCCGCCAACAAGGACGGUGGCGGUGAGCCCGAAGGUGCUCUGAGGAAGGAGAUUGACGAAGACUUCGGCAACUUCGAGACUCUGAAGAAGCAGAUCAACACAUCAUUGGCAGGCAUUCAGGGUAGUGGCUGGGCUUGGCUGGUCAAGGACAAGAGCGCAGGCACUCUCCAAGUCAUCACCCGGGCCAACCAGGACCCCGUCACCGGUAACUACGUUCCUCUGCUCGGUAUCGAUGCCUGGGAGCACGCCUAUUACCUCCAAUACCAGAACCGCAAGGCCGAGUAUUUCGAUGCUAUCUGGAACGUCAUCAACUGGAAGACUGUCGCCAACAGACUGGAGAAGGCGUGA
Truncatella angustata is the source of this 696-nucleotide messenger RNA. Its product is annotated as Manganese/iron superoxide dismutase. Gene Ontology annotation, biological process: superoxide metabolic process. Gene Ontology annotation, molecular function: metal ion binding; superoxide dismutase activity. The transcript is spliced from 2 exons. Lineage: Eukaryota; Fungi; Ascomycota; Sordariomycetes; Amphisphaeriales; Sporocadaceae. The record is from RefSeq and is a predicted model, not a curated record. The coding region runs from base 1 to 696 and encodes 231 amino acids. Gene Ontology annotation, cellular component: mitochondrion.